Aspergillus calidoustus is the source of this 2881-nucleotide messenger RNA. Lineage: Eukaryota; Fungi; Ascomycota; Eurotiomycetes; Eurotiales; Aspergillaceae. The record is from the annotation of a GenBank genome assembly.
CCCGCGUCAACAUUCCGCUACCCCGCACCACGCCCACCUCACCUCAGCUCCUGCCCAAACCUUCCCUGUCUUGAGAACAGCAUCGCCUCAACGAAGGCAGAAGGAUUAUCAGUCGUGUCCAAACGUUAUACCGUCUCUGACUUCCUUUUUCUCGUACUAUAAUACCGUUUUUUGGUGGAUUCGGAAAGUCUUUGCGGAUUCCGUUGAGCCCACUGCGAAGCGCGAGGCGCCUGGGCAUCACCACCAGCAAGAUGAUAUUAUCUAUUGUAUAUCUGGUCUUGCUAAUAGCAGGUGCUAACGGACUACAUUCUGGAGCGCUCCGUACCGUCUCCACCGAGCCUAAUGGGGGUGACCAGAGCUUGACCCCACUAAACAACCGCAAUGGCUGGGUCAAUCCCGAGGAUCUGCCUCCUAUGCCACAGUGCAUUGCCCAGCAAGAUCAGGGUGUCUGGCUGAGUACGAUGACCGGAUGCACCGCGAAACGAUGCACCAACCACUUUGGAAUCAUCUGCACCCACCAUCAAUGGCUGACCCAGCUCAGCUGUCUUAGCACCGCAUUUUCUCCAGAUGUCAUCCGGUCUUAUUACUCGUAUUGCGACAGAUCCAUACUCGCCAAAGCACAACUAUACCAAUGGGUUCGGGGCAUCACCGGUCGACCAUGGCUCGUUGAUGUUGGCGACACGAACGAGCUGCCGGAUCUGUCUCCAGCUUCCCUCACUCGGGGGUCCGCCGGCCUCGACGUGAUUGAUAAGGCACCAACCUGUCUGACCGGUUCGGGUUCUGCUUUAUCAAUGGAACCAUUUCAGCAUGUAAUAGCCUCCUGUGGUUUCACCAGUACUACCCGCCACACUGGAAAUGCUGCUCGGCCUUGGGAGUAUAAUGAGCACUUCCGGUCAAUGGUCGCUCUUGAUUCAGAAACCGCCAGUUACGAUUUUGUGCGGCGCUACAUCGCAGACGGUAACUAUUUUGAUAAGAAGUGCUUCUGCAGCUCCUUCACUCUCAAUCAUGCGGAUGAACCUUGUUCAGGAGGUGCAGCCCUGGAUCUCACAAAAGAGCGGUUAUGGAUCAAUGCCAUCUGUGGUUCGGCUUCCUUGCCUAAGAACUGGAAAGAUGGCCUCAAAACCACACAAUUUGCGUACAUUCCUGUCGAAGCUUGGCACUGGCCCAUGUGUUUUGCGGAUAUGCCGAAGCAGGUGAUUGAUCUUACUGAUCAGUGUGCGACCGAUGCCUGUGAGGUCGACUCGAGUGGUUACUGCGAUGUCAGACGUGCCGUGGACAGGGCCUGUUUCUGCAACAGUAUCAGCUACGAUUCGUGCAAGGGUUCCUGCCAAGUAUUCGAGAACCGGAUAGAUUAUGUUCAGUGGCUCCACAGUCUUUGCGGCAAAGUAGCGGACUGGCACGGUCUACCGGAAAAUUGGCGUAAACUAGCUGUCCCUAGCCCUACCGACAUGAUACCAUGGAAAUGGACAGUCCAGCCGUCCUACGAUUCCAAUAUUUCCAAUAUCGGGCAGUCGAAACUAUUAGAUCCACAGGAGGGUUGUCCCUGGAACGAGUGGACGCUGGGAAGCAUUGCGAUCGUCAACAUGGCUACCAUCCUCACAGCAAUGCUCGUCCGGAUAAGAGGCAAGAAUCGAACUAUAGCCGGCGACCUACGAACCUCCCAGCCGUGGUCCUGGUUCUCCAAGGGAGUGUUGAUUGCAGCUCUGCAACUCCUCGUCAAUGGGGUCAAUAGCCUGCUCGUUCAGAAUACCCCUGGUUAUGAAAACGUUCCCGCUAUUCAACUGAUGCUUCUCUGGUGCUCAUUGCCUCGUUUGCUUUGGCCCAUCAUUCUGCUACUUGGUCUCCAGCCGCUCGGCGCACGGGAAGUUUCCCCGGCCGCGUCUCUGUUCUUCGCAGAAACGAUCCUUCAAACUCUAUCAUCAUACUACAUACUCAUGACAGUCAAUUAUGGUCGGGAGCAUGGCUUCUACUUUGGCAGUCUACCUACCGAGAUGAUAGGGACGUACGCCACAGCCAUGUAUGCCGGCGCACUACUUUGGCUUGUUGUCGUUGGUCUGGCUCUCGUGCAAUCGAUGCGUGCUAUGCGGAGGAUGAACAAUCUGGCUAAUUCUGGCGGUGCCGACCCCUCAUGCUCCCAAACGUCCCAAGCCACAACAUCUCAGAUUGCAGAUGAAGUGGUGGCGCUCUUGCACGACCGCUGGACCAAGAUGGAGGGGGAUCUUCAACCAUUGGACACGCUCAGAGACUUUGAAGAAGCGCUCUUGGCAAGCAGCAGAAGGGGACAUACCAGCGCGUAUGGCACUUUCUCCAGCCAAAAGGACACUAGGUCAUCUCCGGAGGCAUUCCCGUACACGGGCACGGUUAUCACCAUGCUCCUUCUUUGGAUUGCACAAUGGCUCUUUUGGGGUGGAUUUCUUGGUCUCAGUGCGGAAGAGUUUUGUCCGCCUAGACUUGGGAUUCUCACGGCUUUUUGGCUUGCUUCCUCGAUGAUUGGUAUUGUUAUCAGUAGUCUCUAGUUACGUCCAGUGUAUUUCGGGGUUUUUAGUUGACAAGCACUAUUUCGGUGCUGAACAUCAUGGCUUGGGUUCCCUGGUUUAUUGUCCAUGAAGGUUCCAGGAUAGUGCCCCUUCUACAAGCACAUUGCUUUUUUUCCCUCGCGCCAAGAAGGACAUAUGACCCUAACUUUCGAGCAUGCUCACUCACAACACGCAACUGGCAGCGGUCCGUGUAACUCUGAGUAUAAGCCAACCACGCUGAAGCGUAUCAUCAAAAUCAAAGGACCCGUCUGGGGUGCUGUAGUAGUAAUGACCGUGCAACAGAACUUGAUACACCGCAGUAUUCUAGCAUAUAUCAGUGCGAUUCUUGCAAAACGGUUUCUGUG